AUAUCCAUGAUGUAGAGACACGAAUCGUACCCGCUUUGUUCUUUUGGGAAUACGCAACUUUUAGACAGAUGUAGUCAGAUAAACAGUUAAUGAAUUUUAAUUGAGGUUCAUUUAGCCUAAAGCAUUGACCUAAUGUUAUUUUUUAUUUCAUUUAAUGACUGAUCGAUGCAUGUUACUGACGUGCGCUUUCCUCCUGUGUUUCUGUUGUCUAAUACAUAGGUACUGCCAUCUAGUGGACACUUGCAGCCAUUGCUCAAUGGGCACUUUAAACAUCAUUGUUGAUAAACUUCUAUUAAAGUGUAUUAUUACACACAGUGCAUACACAAUUUAAUAUUACCUAUUUCUGAUUAUGUCAUUACCUCGCUCACUGUAGCAGUUCUGCCCUCUGCUGACUGUUGAGUAUACUAGUCUAGGAGCAGUAGGGGAGGAGAGGACCCUGGACCUCCUCUUGGUUCAGUCAGGACCCCCAGACCAGUCUGUAGCGAAGCAGUGAAGCAGUACCCAACCAAGUGGACAAGAUGAAGAAGCUUGCUGUGUUUUUGCUCUGCAUGGUCCUGCUGACCACCUAUACAGAGGCCAACCCUAUCAUCAAGGAGAACUUUGCUAAGCAGCUUCUUCGCAGUAAGAGGCAGAAACCUGGUCACCCCGAUGAGCCAAUGAGGGAGCACCUACUGUACAUGCAGGUCCUGGAUCAGAGAGCCCAGGAAACCACCAGGGAAAACUGGCUCAAUCCACACUGCUACCCCCGCUGCAACAAUAACUAUGGCUAUCCAGUGUGAGGAGGGUCCUGUCUGUGAAGGGUCCCACUUGGGAAAUGGGAAAAAGAUGAUGCUAGAGAGACAUGAGAAGAAGAAAUAUGACAUAUGUAUUUAAUUUUGAAUGAUAUCUACAAUAGAUGGACAUGUAAUCCCAUGUAAAC
This is a messenger RNA of Boleophthalmus pectinirostris (great blue-spotted mudskipper), 919 nucleotides long. RefSeq names its product chromosome unknown C17orf67 homolog (gene cunh17orf67). The transcript is spliced from 4 exons. The record is from RefSeq and is a predicted model, not a curated record. NCBI's taxonomy places the organism in Eukaryota, Metazoa, Chordata, Actinopteri, Gobiiformes, Gobiidae. Bases 519 to 779 code for a protein of 86 amino acids.